UUCUGCACUAGAUUUUAAGCAGAGAGGGGAAGUGAUCAAGUAAUCUAAAAAAUGGGAGUUGGGUUUGAAUCGGCCAUGAAAUUGAGCUUAUACCCAUUACUGUUACUAGUGUUAUUGCUUGCUUCCUUCAGCUUUACUUGUACAGAAGCCUUUGAUCCGUUAGACCCAAAUGGAAACAUAACUAUUAAGUGGGAUAUCAUAUCCUGGACUGGUGAUGGCUAUACUGCUGUUGUGACAUUGUAUAAUUUUCAACAAUAUCGUCACAUUCAAGCACCGGGAUGGUCUUUAGGAUGGAGUUGGGCGAAGAAGGAAGUGAUAUGGGACAUGUGGGGUGGUCAAGCAACCGAACAAGGAGAUUGUUCGAAUUUCAAAGGAACCCUUCCUCAUUCCUGCAAAAAGAGCCCUACGAUUGUCGAUUUAUUGCCUGGAACUCCUUAUAAUAAACAGGUUGCAAAUUGUUGUAAAGGAGGAGUUUUAAGCUCGUGGGCGCAGGAUCCUGUUAAUGCUGCAGGCUCGUUUCAGCUUACAGCGGGUCUUGCGGGUACAACUAAUAAGACGGUUAGGCUUCCUAAGAACUUUACCUUAAAAGCCCCUGGUCCUGGAUAUAGUUGUGGUCCUGCGAAAGUUGGGAGACCUACUAAAUUUUUUACUUCGGAUGGAAGGAGAGUCACACAAUCUAUGAUGUCCUGGAACGUUACGUGCACUUAUUCGCAAUUUCUAGCUUCUAGAACUCCCACUUGUUGCGUUUCACUUUCUGCGUUCUAUAACGAUACAAUUGUACCUUGCCAAACUUGCUCAUGUGGUUGCCGAGAUGAAGAUGCACAUCCUGGGAGCUGUGUAAAAGGAAACCCACCGCAUUUAGCAUCAGUCAUAUCGAGGUCAAGAAAGAAUAGCCCUGUGAUGCCAUUGGUUCAAUGUACUCGUCAUAUGUGUCCAAUUAGGGUUCAUUGGCACGUAAAACUCAACUAUAAGGAAUACUGGCGGGUGAAGAUAACUAUCACAAACUUCAACUACAACAUGAAUUACUCUCAAUGGAAUUUAGUUGUUCAACAUCCAAACUUCAAUAACCUGACUCAGAUUUUCAGUUUUAACUACAAACCAUUGAAUCCAUAUGGCUCCAUAAAUGACACCGGAAUGUUGUGGGGACUUAAAUUCUACAACGAUUUUCUCUCGCAAGCGGGACCUGUGGGUAACGUUCAAUCUGAACUUCUCUUCCAGAAGGAAAAAUCGAUGUUUGGUUUCGAUAACGGCUGGGCUUUUCCGAGAAGGAUAUAUUUCAAUGGCGAUAACUGUGUAAUGCCUCCGCCUGAUGCUUACCCGUUUUCUCCAAACAACAGUUACUGUUAUAGAGUUUCGAUGUUUACCUUAUUGAUUGUUAUCUUACUGUCUUCAGCCUUUUCCUUUACUCACAUAUGAGCUGAGUUGAGUUGAGGCCUGAGGAGGUAAAUAAAAAUGUAGGUAAGUUUGUUGAUUUUAGUGUAAAACAGGAGAGGAUUUAGCAACAGAUAUGAGAGAAUUGGUCUGAUGG
Messenger RNA from Impatiens glandulifera, 1528 nucleotides. RefSeq names its product COBRA-like protein 2. Gene Ontology annotation, cellular component: plasma membrane. The record is from RefSeq and is a predicted model, not a curated record. Gene Ontology annotation, molecular function: carbohydrate binding. Gene Ontology annotation, biological process: plant-type cell wall cellulose biosynthetic process; cellulose microfibril organization. The transcript has 6 exons. Lineage: Eukaryota; Viridiplantae; Streptophyta; Magnoliopsida; Ericales; Balsaminaceae. The coding region runs from base 52 to 1416 and encodes 454 amino acids.